Molecule: messenger RNA, 1407 nt
Organism: Spea bombifrons (plains spadefoot toad)
Lineage: Eukaryota; Metazoa; Chordata; Amphibia; Anura; Pelobatidae
Gene: IL7R
Product: interleukin 7 receptor
Exons: 9
Coding region: 1-1407 (468 amino acids)
Biological process (GO): methylation; hemopoiesis; positive regulation of receptor signaling pathway via JAK-STAT
Cellular component (GO): external side of plasma membrane
Molecular function (GO): protein binding; methyltransferase activity; nucleic acid binding
Source: RefSeq, a predicted model, not a curated record
AUGAAUUAUAUGGCUGCCGGAAUUCUACUGCUAGCAAUCCAUUCAGCUCUUGGAGAGAGUGGAGCAUCACCGUUUGAUGAAGAGAAUGAAGAAUUCAAGGCAGACUUUGAAUGCGUCUCCACUGUGACACUACAACUUACUGAACUUACCUGCUAUUUGCCGAACGCGUUAGAUACGGAUUCUGGAAAUGUUGAUAUUUAUGUAUGUGACAGUGAACAGCACAUCGGUGACCAAAAUGAACCAUGCCCAAAGAUGACGAGGACAGCAAAUGGUUAUAAAUUAGCUGACGUUUACGAAACCGAGGAAUACACUGUUUGCGUUGGAAAGAAUAUGUGCAAGAAUGUCAAAAUAAAGGACAUUGUUCUGGCUGACCCUCCAUUCAACUUAACUGUUGCUUACAAUAAACAGGAGAAUGAGUAUAAAAUUGCAUUUAAAGAGCCUUAUAGUAAAAUGGAACUAUUAGGGGACAAUUUACAGUAUGAGAUAAUUCUGAGGAAGGAAGAUGAGGAAUGGCCAGAGUGCAACCAAGAGGAAAUACUUAAGAAGAUGUGCAUACAGACGCCUUACAAUGAAGUGCUCAUCCCGGGCAAAAAACUGGAAUCCGUGACAAAAUAUGCAGCAAAAGUUCGAACGAGGCCAAAUAGAAGUUUUUUUAAUGGUCCGUGGAGUUCAUGGUGUGCAGCGUCCGUCUUUGAAACCAGCUCAACAAAUACCCAGCAAGCCGCAGAUGGAAGAAUUCUAAUAACAAUCUUGGUCAUUACUGGCAGUGUAAUUUUUAUCAUAUUCAUUAUAUCAAUUAUAUUUUGGAAAAGGAGAAUAAAACCACUGCUCUGGCCAGAAAUUCCAGACCAUAAGAAAACAUUGGAAAAAUUCAGCAAAAAUGCAAUCAAGCAGCACUACAUAACUUUCAACCCAGAUCUUUAUGAGGAUACGGUCAUUAAUAGAGUGGAGGACAUUCAAGUAAAAGAGUUAGAGGAAGAACCUACCGAUUCGCCUCCAGGUGAAGAAGAGACAUUUUUUCCAUGUCAUACCGAAGACAUACAAUCUGGAAAAGAUUCUCGUGUUACAGCUUGUGAGACCUCCCAACUACCAACUGCGAAGACCACAGUGCUCUUCUCGGAGAAUGAUGGACCGCAGCGUAACGUUCCUUUGGAUCACAUACCUGACGUGGAGACGCACAGGGCCAUUCCUGCAGCUACUCCUGAUGUCCCACAAACCUGUGCAGGAGGUAUUGACCGCUGCAAUCCCCGGGAUAGUAUUACCACAGCAUUGUCACCUCACACGAUGGAAAACCGUCCUUCAUCAGAUGAUGCAAGAGAGACACCUGGUGGAUUCAAAGUGUUUCCCUGGGAAGAAGCCUACGUUGCAAUGUCUGCAUUUAAGACACCCGUCAGCUCUGCCAACUAA